CUCUUCUGCAAACAAAUCAAACACUACAACGAUUGCAUUUCUUUAUACUUCUCACAAAUUACAAUGCAGAAGAGUCCUUCAGCUUCUUCCCUUGGUCCUGGUGGCCUUGACAUAUCUCAGGUAUUCUUCAAGACCAUCCACAACACCGCUCCUCCUUCCCCAACAAAACGCCACACCAAGAUCUCAGUCAUUGGCGCUGGCAAUGUUGGAAUGGCUAUAGCCCAAACCAUCCUCACCCAAGACUUGGCAGACGAGCUUGCUCUCGUUGAUGCCAACCCCGAAAAGCUCCGUGGUGAGAUGCUUGAUCUCCAACAUGCUGCUGCUUUCCUCCCUCGAACCAAAAUCUUGGCUUCUACUGAUUACUCCGUCACUGUUGGAUCCGACCUUUGUAUUGUCUCUGCUGGAGCCCGCCAGAUUGCGGGUGAGUCUAGGCUGAACUUGUUGCAGAGGAAUGUAGCUCUGUUUAAGAUGAUCAUACCUCCGCUUGCUAAGUUCUCGCCUGAUUCUAUUUUGAUGAUUGUUUCUAACCCUGUUGAUGUUUUAACGUACAUCGCAUGGAAGCUCUCUGGAUUCCCUUCAAACCGAGUCAUUGGCUCAGGCACCAACUUGGACAGUUCAAGGUUUCGGUUCUUGAUCGCUGAUCAUCUCGAUGUCAACGCUCAGGAUGUGCAGGCCUACAUUGUUGGAGAGCACGGUGAUAGCUCAGUGGCAUUAUGGUCAAGCAUAAGUGUCGGAGGGGUACCAAUAUUAAGCUUCUUAGAGAAACAACAAAUUGCGUAUGAGCAAGAGACGCUAGAGAACAUUCACAAAGCAGUUGUACACAGUGCAUAUGAAGUGAUAAGUCUGAAGGGCUACACAUCUUGGGCAAUUGGGUACUCUGCUGCUAACUUGGCUCGCUCUAUACUUAGAGACCAGAGGAAGAUCCACCCUGUUUCAGUCCUUGCUAAGGGAUUUUAUGGUAUUGACGGUGGGGAUGUGUUCUUGAGCUUGCCGGCGCAGCUGGCAAGAGGCGGAGUCUUGGGCGUCACUAACGUGCAUUUGACGGAAGAAGAGGCAAAGCGACUUAGGGAAUCGGCUAAGACUCUCCUAGAAGUGCAAAGUCAGUUGGUAAUAUGAUCGAGGGAUCUAUCAAUUUCACAUUAAAAUGUUAAUCUGUUGCGUUUUCUAUAUACACAAAGUUCUCCUUGAACUUCUCAUCACUAUAUACUUAUAAAAGGCCUACUUCUUGUUCCA
Molecule: messenger RNA, 1233 nt
Organism: Ricinus communis (castor bean)
Lineage: Eukaryota; Viridiplantae; Streptophyta; Magnoliopsida; Malpighiales; Euphorbiaceae
Product: L-lactate dehydrogenase B
Exons: 2
Coding region: 64-1116 (350 amino acids)
Biological process (GO): carboxylic acid metabolic process
Cellular component (GO): cytoplasm
Molecular function (GO): L-lactate dehydrogenase (NAD+) activity
Source: RefSeq, a predicted model, not a curated record